GGAUCUCAGAGCUGGCCGACAUGAGUCUACGUGAGUACGUCAGACCAUACGACGCCGCUCAUCGGGCCAUCAUAGCCGGACCAGCCCCAAUAUCAAGUACUGCAGGUGGGACUCAGUUAUCUAACUUGUUUCAUCGCCGGACGGUGCAAAGUUAUAAGUACCCGAGUCGUUUACUGCGAGGCACGUUGCGAGAUAUCCCACUUUUCCCUCUGUCUAUCCGCUACAACUACACUGAAGAAUGCCGCCGAAGUCGCUGGUGUGGUUUAUAACAGGUACAUCCACGGGCCUUGGGAAAGCCCUCGCGGAGGUAGUCCUUUCUCGCGGCGACCGUGUCAUUGCGACGGCACGCUCGCUGGACACGAUCAAGCAUCUCGAGUCUCCCAGCUGCAAGACGCUGCAGCUCGAUAUCACCGACAGCUUUGAUGCGAUACAGGCAAAGGUGAAAGAAGGGUUCGAUGUUUGGGACAGAGUAGAUGUUCUCGUGAACAACGCAGGCCUUGGCUCCUUAGGCAUCACAGAGGAAAUGGGGGCAACUGGAUACAUGAAGGCGUUCAACAUCAACCUCUUUGCAGCUAUGAAUAUAACGAUAGCGAUCUUACCGUUCCUGAGGGAACAGAAGUCGGGAACAAUUGUGCUCAUGGGAAGCAGGCAUGCCUGGAAAUGUCAGUUCCCAUACAUCGGCGCAUAUGCCUCGUCGAAGGCAGCAAUACACGCUUGGGGCGAAUGCCUCUCGACCGAGGUGAAGCCCUUCGGCAUCCACGUGCUCAUUGCGCAACCCGGCGCACACCGCACGGGCAUCAUUGCCACUGCGCAGGCGCAUUGGCUCGGCGGAGACACAAUUGAAGACUACGACUCUAUGCGGGAAGCCGCGGCGAAGCGGUUCAGAAACCAGCACGGCAAGCAGCCAAACGACUCCAUGAAGUCUAUGUCCGUCCUCGCUGAUGUCGUGCGCGGCGAGGGUCCCGCCAAGGGGAAGCAGAUGCCACUGUGGCUGGUACUCGGAAAGGAUGCGGAGGAGGACCUACGAGCGAAUGUCCAGCAGCGUCUGGAGAAUCUUGACGAGUGGAAGGACGUCACCAGGAACGUGGUCGUAGACUCAGAUGACGCUGUACUCAUCUAGCUAUGUCCAUGUCGGCGCCGGUAUGGUUGACGCAGUGUAGCUUGUUGUUAAGUACGAGGCUGCCGUUAGUCACCAAUCAGAUGUUGCGAUAGUAGAGACAAUUGAUGCCGGAAAGUUAUGGUACAGAAAAUACAACACCAGAGAUGUCUAGCCGGUAAUGUACUCAUGAGACUGCGCGUCCAUACAUAAUGAUAGGGGAGUGAAUUGCGAAAAGUGCUGGCGAGUAUCCAUCAUGAAUCAAAUGUGAGGCGCCAGAGAAACGCUAAACUUACAAAAUAUGAAAGUCCGUUUAGAUACCCAACUUGUCCGACACCUUCAUCGAGCGCAAUACAGGUAUGACCUCGUGCACAUCCUGCGGCUCCCAUACAUCGCCGACGAUACGAUGUGCGAUAACGAAACAGCCGCUUUUCAUUUCGUCUUCACCGACACUGUCUCCUUCCACGCCAAGACUCUCCAAGGAGCGUAUGCUGGGAGAUGACAGUGUGGGCGUAGACGCAGCUGAAACACGACCCGAGCUCUCUGAGUGUGCGGGAGAGAACGCUUCGAGCGAGGAUAUGCUGCGACGGAUAGUGAGGUGCUUUAUCCGCUUGAAGCCCCGGGUGAGUGAGUCUGCGCAAGCGGACGAUGGAGCAUCGACUGCAGCCUUCGCCUUCGCUUUCGUCUUCGGCCUCAGUCUCUGGGUACCUCGAAGGGUUACGAAACUAGAAGCCAGCCCUGGGCUCGCACCCAUGAGCGAAUAUGGCUCGAAAUUAUCGGAAUCAUAAAGAGUAGUACGCGUCUCUGAGCGAGGGGCAUCGGGAGACGGGCUUGAGGCGAUGGUGUGCCUAGCGACUGUCGAGGAAGAUUCCACGAACGGAUCAGGUCGUAGCCA
Phanerochaete carnosa HHB-10118-sp is the source of this 1991-nucleotide messenger RNA. RefSeq lists its product as uncharacterized. The coding region runs from base 239 to 1120 and encodes 293 amino acids. The transcript is spliced from 5 exons. Lineage: Eukaryota; Fungi; Basidiomycota; Agaricomycetes; Polyporales; Phanerochaetaceae. The record is from RefSeq and is a predicted model, not a curated record.